Messenger RNA from Pipra filicauda (Wire-tailed manakin), 2294 nucleotides. Its product is annotated as vesicle-associated membrane protein 2-like. Gene Ontology annotation, molecular function: SNAP receptor activity; syntaxin-1 binding. Gene Ontology annotation, cellular component: plasma membrane; SNARE complex. The transcript has 5 exons. The record is from RefSeq and is a predicted model, not a curated record. Gene Ontology annotation, biological process: SNARE complex assembly; vesicle-mediated transport; vesicle fusion. Lineage: Eukaryota; Metazoa; Chordata; Aves; Passeriformes; Pipridae. The coding region runs from base 282 to 626 and encodes 114 amino acids.
ACGGGGAGGAGGCGGGAUGUGGCAGGAGCUGGAGGCUCCGUUCGCGUUCGUCACUCCAGGACUUUCUCCUGGCUGGCGUGAGGGUGGGGAGGGGGUACCUCCGUGCCUUGCCUCUAUUUCCUACCCUGUGAUAAGGCGCAGGCAUGCUCAGUAGCCGGUGCCUACCCCUCCUAUCUCAGCAACAGUGCCUACAACAGUAGGAGAGCGUUGGCAGCAGGCGCGGAGCCGGAAAGCCAUCUUUGCUGGAGAGGGAGGCAGCAGACCCCGCUCGGCCCCUCGCCAUGUCUGCUCCAGCUCCUACCCAAGGUCCCACCAGUGCCGGGGCUGCAGGGCCUUCUCCUGCUACCAAUGUGUCAAGCAACAAACGGCUGCAGCAGACACAAGCCCAGGUGGAUGAGGUGGUCGACAUCAUGAGGAUGAACGUGGACAAGGUGCUAGAGAGAGACCAGAAGCUUUCAGAGCUUGACAACCGGGCAGAUGCCUUGCAAGCAGGUGCCUCACAGUUUGAAACCAGUGCAGCCAAACUGAAGAGAAAAUACUGGUGGAAAAAUUGCAAGAUGAUGAUCAUCCUUGGUGUAGUAUGCGCAGUCAUUCUCAUUAUAAUUAUAAUUUAUUUCUCCACUUGAAAAAACAAAGAAGGAAGACUUGGCACAACUUUGUUCAUAUCAACUGACAAUAUCAGUGUUCCUUUGUUGAACUCCGCUUUUUAAUUCCUGGUGUCUUGGGAUUUUUGCUUGUAAUAACCCAUAAGCAUUCAGUGUGGUGUAUUUUGGAAUUCUGUUGUUUCCACAAGAAACUGUACCAGCUAAAUACUGCCAAGUAGUUCCAUACACUGUCUUAUCACUGUGUCUUAAAAUGUGUAUGCACUGACCUUCAGAAACUGUAGUAUAUGAAAAGCAUCCUAAAACAUCUCAGAAUCAGAGAAUACAGUUAUGGGGAAGCUCCUGCUUAAAGGGACACUGUCAGGUGCAUUGGACCCAAACCUAAGGUUGCAGCAAACAUUAGGGCCUUCUCAAUCUGAGCACCUAAAGUUGGAUGGCAAAAUCCAUUGUCAGAUGUAACUUUUUGAGGAAGUAUCUGCUACUCCCACUGAAGAGAGUGAUACCUGCAAGUAUUCAUGUAAGAUAUCAUAGUUCAACUUAGCUAACCAAACACAGAUUUUUUGAGAUUAGUUGUAGUAUCCAAGUCUAAAACCAUUGCCUGCAGAAAGUAAAUAAGACUAGUUUAUUAUCUUCCAUGGAUUUAAAUUUUUCCUUAUGGAAAACACCUUAUGGUGUUCCGAACAACCAAGAUGGCCUCAAUAUGAAAGCCAGAAAGAAAACUAUACGACAACUAAAAAGCAUGAGCUAGUACAAUCCUGGAAAAUCCAAGCAAAAUGUAAAAAUGAUAACACAAGCAUCAUCGAUGACUAAGAUACAGUCUCUUGCUAAAAACUCAAGGCACUGUUUGUCAGGCUUCAUGGGACUCCCGUGAAUGCCAAACCCCAAUAGUUAGGCCCUGACUUAAACCACAUGAACAGCUUUGGUGGUGUCGGUGGCUUCCCAGCACAGCUGUAGGAAGCUCCCUCUGCACCAGUGUGCAGGAAUGGUCCCCACUGUGAGGAUCGUUCAAAAAUCAGGAAGAAGAAGGUAUGGGGGAAUAGUAGAGAGAGGCUGAGAAAGGGAAGGUGCCUAGCAAAGCUUUCCUGGAGAAGAGGAAGGCAAAGAAACACUGUUCAAAGUGGUGGUGUUAAUAGGCUUUUAAAAAAUUGAUUUUGUGUGUGUGUGUGUAUAGUUCAUAAACUAUAGUGUCAUCUUUGUAAAGUGCUCAGCUGAGAUACCUAUCAUACUCAAUUAGUUUAAACUAAUAUUUGAUGUAAUUAAAAGAAAUUAUAUAUUGUGGCUUAAGAGAAAGUUCUUGUAUGCUUUUGUGAAUUUCUUGGGGUUUUAUCUUUUUAAAACACUGAAUAGCUCAAUCAUAGUUAACCAAACUAAAAAUGAAUUAUCAAAUUUUGAGCCAGGCAAUUCAGAAAGGGUCUUUUUAGGGUAACUCCUUCAGAAUUUCUAAAAAUAAUUCAUAGAAUAAAAUAUAUGUAAUUUGGUAGGUUGAAGGGUUUUUUGUCUGCAAUUUAAUUAGGGAAUAGAAAUGGUGAUAAUAGUAGUGUAAAUCUUUCCACCUUGGAGUCUCUCUCUUGAUAGGGUUUAGAUUAAAAACAUAGAGACCCAGACCUGUUUGUUGCAGUGAAUCUAUAUACAAAUUGUGCUUAAGCAGAAUUUUGAAGAGAGAAUAAAUAAUGAUCAAUUGAAAGCUUUCAA